Phoenix dactylifera (date palm) is the source of this 4040-nucleotide messenger RNA. NCBI's taxonomy places the organism in Eukaryota, Viridiplantae, Streptophyta, Magnoliopsida, Arecales, Arecaceae. The record is from RefSeq and is a predicted model, not a curated record.
AUCUUGUGAGAUAACAUUCCAACGGUGUUGCAAGAUUCUUGUUGCUUUACCCUUACUAUUAAGUUACGGCUUUGUUUUGCCAGAUUAUUUCUUACAGAGAUAUGUUUACAUAAAAAUGCAAUUGAGUGUAAUAUAGGAAAUGUAAACAUAAUGAAAAAGUUAGGCUUUAUAGAUGAAGGGCAAUCCUUUUGCUUAUUAUGUUGUAAUUGCAAUUGGAACUCCUGCUGAUUGUGUCUGUUUAUCUUUAUUGAAGGUAUUGUUUUAUUGGUUGCGCCAGAACCUAUAUGUAUUUUUAAGAAUGGUGGAGAUUAUAGUUUACUUAUGGUAUUCAUUUUCUUCAGUGUCUGUUAUAUUUAUGCCUGUCGAUAUUGUGUGGAUCUCUGUAACUUUAUGUUCCAUGUGUUUUCUUCACUUUCAAUCUUUUGAAGACGUAUCCACUCCUUUAAAACAUUUCAUUCUUCUUCAGCAGUACUUUACUAUUCUCAUCUGUCAUGCAUUCAUCUGAUCCGUAUCCAUUUUUCUCCCUAUUGUUUUUAGGUGUUAAAUAUCUUUCUCAUGCUUUUUGUAAUUUGUUGCUUGCUAGUAAUAAUGAACCUGUUAUGUGAAUUGCCUCUUUUGACCUUUGAAUAAUUGCAUCACACCACUGCGAUGUGUCUUUUAUUAUCUGAUGCUCAUAGUGUUUCUCUGCUAUUCCUCUUAUUCUUUCACUUGCCAUACCUUACCCAAUUACUUUUAUUCUUGUAAGACUUUCAAUUCACUUCUUUGUUAUUGUAAUUUUGUGUUGCAGUGCGGUAGCUUUUUCUUGUUUAAACUUGAAACACUUUAUGCUUUGACUCUUUUUACUUUGCUUGUUAUUCUUUCUGCCUGUGCUAUAUUUAUUGAUAGCUACUAGCUUAUAUUGAAUUUUCAGAUUAUUUGUAUUAUGUUGUUUAUAAUCUUACAACAAAUUAUUUUGUGAUGAAUUUGUGCUGCUCUUGGAAGUUGCUAGAUGUGUAAUCUUCUUUUCUUAGAAUAUAUAUGCUGUUCUGUGAGUCUAUCUCAACAAAUUCAGGUACUACACCGCCAUUUUCAUAGCGGAGUUUGUUGAAUUUAGCUAUGAAGAAAGAUGAAAUUCUAGAAAGUAAUUUCAAGGAUGCGGUUGGUUUUCAGGGACAAUGAGGAGGGAGUUCUCCAGCAAAGUUGCCUGCUGAACAUUCAAAUUCCUAUCACCCCUUCUGCAAAUAAGGUCAUCUUGAAGAAGCCCGUGAACUCAUCAAGUCAAUGGUUAUCAAGCCAGGGAUUGUAGUUUGGGUUGUUCUUCUCUCUGGUUGUAACAAUCAGAAAAGGUUGAAGCUUUGAGAGCAAAUGGCGGAAAUGGUUUGUGUUAAAUCGAAAUGAUUUACUGUUAAAAAAUAACUUUUGGUCUGGUGAAUGAGAAAACUGCAUUACGUACCAAAGAGUUUGUGUUCCAUGAUCUCAAGGAGUAAGUGAAGGAGAGUUUGCUUUGCAACCAUUGUGACAGGCUGGCCGCAUCAUUUGGAUUGUUGAACACUAGCCUGGGAACAAGGAUUUUGAUGAUAAAGAAUAUAAGGACUGUGACUGCUAUGGCGCAACAAUGUCUUAAAAAUAGUGAACUGGGAGGUUGCAGUGAGGAAUGGGAAACAAGUCAUUAAGUUAAAGAUGGAGUGCUCACUCAUGGAGAUCACUUGUAGUUUCUGUGCCUUGACCAAGAGCCAAGGAGAACAGAUAGCUUCAAUCUUGAAUUUUGAUGAGCAGAUGGAAGGCAGCUCCAAGAGCAAAAUAUGCUGAUCUUGAGGGAAGAAGAAUCGUGCCAGGGCUGCUAAUAUUAAUCAUGAUGGAAAUUACUGCAAGCGGGGAGAGAGUGAGCAAAGAAUCUGCCAUGGAGGUUUUAACGAGAGUAGAACUUGACCUAGCAUAUUCUUCUGAAAAAUUACUGAACUUGGAGAUGCUUUUCCUGCAAGUGUCAAGCAGAGCGAGUGAUAUUGACGCUCCGAUCACCGAGUAUUUGGAGGACAUCUCGAACGAGUCCAUCGAGAAGGCCUUUGAAUUUGAUGCCUUGUCUGGAAUUUUGAACACAGAGGUCAAAGAACUAGACAGCUUCAUGUCUUCGCUCCAGAUGGAAAUCAUGGAUGCCCACCAGAAGCUUUCUCAUAGCGACCACCUUGAAGAAUCUACAAUAGAAAUAGAAGGGAAGUUUCAUGAUGCUCAAGAGUCCUUGAAGCAGUUUCAAGAUCAAAUUGCUGAUAUUAGAAUGCAAUCAGCAAAGUUUGAAAGAACCUUAGCUUUCGCACAUUACGAACCCUGGAAACUCCAGACAGUGGAUAGCAAGUGGAAACUCCAGACAGUGGAUCAGCAAAGACAUGUUUUGCAGAUGCUGGAGAAAUCUUUGGCCAGGGAGCUGGAUCUUGAAAAGAAGUUGUCAGACUCAAGAUCUCUCGAAGAGGACCUCAAGUUGAAACUGCACAAUGCAGAAUGGGAGUCCUACUUCAUGGAAAAACCGAUAGAAAUGAUUUUGGAGAAGCUGUUCGAGGCAGAAAACGCUGCUGAGCUCCUUCUGGGCAUCUCAAAAGAAUUAAUGGGAAAACUCCAGGGUGUCCAGCUAAACCUAAAUGCAUCGAUGCAUAGAGAAUGCAAAAUGAAAUCCAAGUUGCAGAAAGGUGUGAUGAAGUUAUCCGCUGAAGAAGGUGCUUUUGAGAAGCUGAAAACUAGUUGUGCAGAACCUGAUAACAUCCUUGUGUUGCAACAGAAUGGUCUAAAAACCGGCCUUAAGGAAGCUGAUGAUAAAUGCAUGCUUACUGGUUCUGAGGUUUUGACUUUAAGGGAAAAGGUAAGAGCACUUGAGGAGCAGUUAGGUGAAUCUGAUAUCCAUUUGCUGGUGGCAAAGGCCUCUCUUGGAGAUAGUCAGGAGCAGCAGAGUUUGUUACGUUCUGAACUCUGUCAGUUGGAGAAUGUAAUUGAGGGUCUUAAGGAAAAUGUGCUGAAAACAGAAAGCAGGGCUGAAGGUGCAGAAGCUAGGUGUGCAGAAUUAACUAAAGCUAACAUGGAACUCAAUGAAGAGCUAGGUUUACUUAGAAACAGUGGAUCAGAGAAGGCAAUCUUUCUAGAGAGAAAGCUCAAGGAAUCAGAUACGCAGUUAGAACAUGCAAAAGCAUCUGUUGAAGCAAUUGAAGAGCAGCAGAUUAUGUUAUAUGCUGCACUUAGUGAUAUGGAAAAUAUUAUUGAGGAUCUUAAGAGAAAGGUUGCAAAAGCCGAGACGAGGGCUGAGAAUGCUGAAGCUAAGUGUACUCUGUUAACUGAAACCAAUUUGGAACUAAAUGAAGAGCUGGGUGUUGUAAGAAGCAAAUUGGAAUGUUUAGAGACAUCUUUGCAUCAAGCAGAUGUUGCAAAAAUAACCACUGCGAAAGACAUUGGUAUCAGGAGUAAAAUCAUCACUGACCUGGUUAUGAAACUAGCCUUGGAGAGAGAGCGCCUUCAAUUGCAGAUAUCUGCAUUAAGAAAGAAAAACAAAAUCCUGGCAGAGAGAUGCAGAACAAAGGAUCGUACUCGAAUUAUUUCGAGUCACAAGGGGAAUGAUGAUGACGAGAAUGAAUUUAGUAUCCUCAAACAUUCGGAGGAAGCAUUAACAGAAUCUUCAACUACAAAUUUUCAGGUUAAGAAGUCAUCUGGAGCUGUGCCCGUCCAUGAUACAGGCAUGGAGACAACUGUUUCAGCAGAGGAUUCCACGGGUGCAGAAUCUAAGAUUGAGACUGUGAGGACCAUAGAAGCGACACAGCUUACUCCGAAGUUUCUAAUCAUGGCUUUUCUUGUCUUGCUGGUCUCUGUUCUUACAUUCUAUGUGUAUCAACAAGACAGUAGUGAUGCUUAAAAGUUUUUCAUGUAUUCCCUCACAACAUUAGUGCUCCAAUUUCAUGUGGGCUUUUUACUCGAGAUGCCAUUUCCUGUGUGUUUCAGGAUCGCAACUUUAAAUAUAUGUCGCCUAAGCUUGAACGGACAAUGAACUGAAACUAACUUCAGGGUUAUUCAAAGACACACCUUCAUCA